CGGGAGCAGCGUCCGCUGUCAGCUCCUCGGGUUGAGCGGAGUUAGCUCGACGGCCAGAUAGCGCAGCCCGGAGCGACACGUACAUGGUCGGACUGCUGCUCCGCGUUCAUCCUUCUGAGGGCGUCGCUCCCACAACGUUAGUCAGACGAGGAAGUGAGCGCAGUCAGCGGAGUGCUGCUGUCAGCACCUCGGCGGUGAAGUUGACGACGAGAGGACCGGAAUCGGAGCUAACGUUGGUUAGCGGGCUAACGUUAGCUUGCCAGCGCAAUGGCCUGCAGGUGUAUCCUAGAUGAUGUAAGGCACCUUUGCCUGUAGAGACCAAGAUGACUGAAGUCCAGGCCACGGUGGAGUUCUCUGUGGAGCUCCACAAGUUCUACAAUGUGGACCUGUUCCAAAGAGGGUUCUACCAGAUUCGUGCCAGUCUGAAGGUGCCACCCCGGGUCCCACACAAAGUUGAGACCAGUCUACUUCACCCGGGAGGCUCUGAUCUGGCGUUUCCUGCCUCAGUCCAAGAUGAUGCUAUCUGCAGCAAAACUUUCCAAAUCCUCUACAAGAAUGAAGAGGUUGUGGUCAACGAUGUUCUCAUCUUCAAAGUCAUGAUGCUGCUAGAUGAGAGGAAGGUAGAAGAGUCUCUCAAUGACAUGGAUUUCCAGCUCUUCUUGGAUUUGUAUUUUACAGAUGGUGAUUAUACGCCGGAUGAUCCGAGCUCUUUGCAGAAUAUCAGUGGCCGCACACUUCGUUUGCACUUUAGCCUUCAGCGAGGCAUCCACCAACACAUCAAUGUCAUGUUUGACUACUUCCACCUGUCUGUCAUCUCUAUAGCCAUCCAUGCCUCCCUAGUGGCUCUUCAUCAACCCCUUAUCAGCUUACCUCGACCAGUGAAAACCACAUGGCUUAACCGCAACGCUCCAGCACAAAGCAAGGACUCGGUCAUCCCACCUCUGGAGAAUGUAGUGUUCGGCAGCAGUUAUGUCAAGCAAGUAUGCACAGAUGGCCGGACAUUCCUAGUAACUGACCACUGUCUGCAACAUGCCUUCAGUCUGCACCAAAGCCUUUGCUCCAGUCUGCUGCUCGCCUACCAGGGCCUCUUCGGCUAUUUCACUUCUAUUACCAAGGACCUGCCCUCCUCCCAUCGCAUGGAACUAGCCAAGCCCAGCAUGCAAGUCCUAUAUGAGCGAGUACUCAGAAGACCCUAUCCCCGAAGUCAAAGGCACGUCUACAUAGAGCAACUCGACUUAGAGGCCCGUCUAGCUGAUUUGAGUGAACAAGUUAAGCAGAAAGCUGAAUCCCCUGAUGAGCUGGCAGAACAGGUAAAUAUGAACCUGGCUCAGCUCUGCUCUCUGCUCAUGGCUCUUUGGGGACAGUUCCUCGAGGUGGUGUCCCUGCAGGAGCACGUCGCAGCCCUUCUUGCCGUGGAGCACCAUACACUCCGAGUGAGGAGGUUUGCUGAGGCUUUCUUUUGUCUCGAACAUCCGAGGCAAUCUGCUCUGGCGUAUCAGGAACUACAUGCACACAGUCACCAGCAGAUGACUAAUGCUAUCAAAAGCUCCAGCUACUUCUUGUUGUUGCCUCCACUUCCAGUGGAAUGUGCAGACCUGGAUGGUGAUGUCAGCUCUCUGCCAAUCAUCUUUGAGGAUCGAUACCUGGAUUCUAUCACUGAAGAUCGUGAUGGACCCUGGCUGGGCAUGCAUAAUACAAGGACUGGUUCAACGUCCAGUAAAACAGAAAAGCCCAACUCCAAGGACUGCAGUGCAGCAGCCAGCACCAUACCCGAGUCUCUGUGUGCCUCUUUGGACAACGCCUGGCCAGACAACUACGAUCCGCUGCCUAAGUCCAAAGGCAAGUCAGUCAAACUAAAGAAAAAUUCAAAGACUGAUAACUCUAAGAAAUUGAUCAGACAGGGUUCCAAGGACUCCGUAGUUUUGGUGGGAUAUAAGAAUCUCAAAGCUCCUUUCGGUGACCCCAAAGCCAAGUACAAGGAAGGGGAAGCUCCCCUAAACCAAGAUGAGGAACGGGAUUCCUCGCAGGGGGACUCAAGUAGUUAUUUAAGGACUAAUGCCAGUUCUACUUUUGACUCUGGCGCCACAGGACCACACUCUGGAAUCGGUCUCCUUGAUUCUGUUGCAGAUGACAAUAUAACCACUGCUGCUUGUCAAAAAGGUUUCUUCAAAAAUUCUGCAAGCUUGGAUUCACAGAAUAAUCCUCAGGCGGGUACUGGGGUUAGUACUAUAUGCAACCAACCACUUCACAAAGAUGAGCAAGCUUGCUGCGGUGGCCAACAGUGGUCCGGUGGUCUGAAACGGAUUGAGGUGAAACCAAGUAACAAGGACCCCUACCAAGGGGAUAAAGUUACUGUUCUUCGACCAUGUCGGACUGAUGGAAUUCAAAGUAAUAAUAUUCCUGAGAUAAUCCAGACAGACCCCUGUCACUCACAACAGUCUGUGGCGGACUCUGUGUUUGACAGGCAAGGUAAAGAGGCAGCACCGUUUAUCCAGCCCUGCCUGGUCUCUGUACAUUUAAAGAGUGAUUGUAUCAGGCUGCCGGAUGGAGCAGCCCCCAGUGCCUCUUCUCGCCUCUCGGACUCGGGCAUCGAGAGUGAGCCCAGCUCCUUCACCACUCAGCUAGUUCCAGGACAGCAGACCUGUGCAGGGCUAGGCAUUGAUGAAUCAAGUGUUGCGGUUCCACCGCCCGAGAGGCCCCUUUUGAGUACUGCACCACUGCCUGCGAAGCAAAGCGUUGUGCAAAAGCCCAGUGGAGAAACUCUUUACCCAGAAAGUACCAGUGCUGUCAGUGGAGUCCAGUCCUCUCUCACGUCCAUCAACUCUUUGCCCUCAGAUGAUGACGGCGAAGGUUCCUCUGUGGGCUCCAGCGGAGCUGAGGUCCGAGGCAGGAAGUCCAGUGUGUUGGUGCAGGAGCAGAGUGUAGUCUUCUCUGGGGAUAUCACUAACAAGCCUGCCAUCGUUGCCGCCUGCUCGCCUGACACUGGUGCAGAUGAUUUCCAACUUACAAAACCUGUCUAUGACAUGGAAACGGAUCCCAAAUUCAUAGCUGUGUCUGAACUCGGACUAGAGGGAGCAGUCGGUUCUGGGACUGCAAAGGAGCCCCGCAGUGAACCCCAUACCGCCUGCCCCUCCAGUAACUCGGCCACCAGUAGCACUGACCUGGUAAAGCGCGGUAUGGUAGAGAACUACUUUGGCUCGUGCUCCAGCACCGACGCGUCUGAGAUCAGCCCUGUAGAAACGUCUGCUAUCACACUGGGAAUCCGGACCGGGUCCCCGGCUGAGCAGGACGAGGACGAGACGGAGCACGAGAUGAUCGAGAACGGUUACUACGAGGAAGGUGAUGGCUACGCGUUCGUGAACGGUGUCGCCGAAGACGAGCAGAGUGGGGUCGGGGACGCAGCCGCCAAGGGGGCAAGUCUUUUGUUCGAGCAGCUUGACAUCAGCUACCUGCAUGAAGCUCCCAUCUGCUCUAACCUGGCCUCCAGCAGUGCUGCAUGUAGCUUGGGAAGACCUCCCUGUCCCUCCACCUCCCUCUCCUCAAGCCUGCGAUGGUACGAAUGUGCACCCACACCACAGAUGAAAGCGUUCAUCAAGUCCAAAGAGGAAAUGAAGCAGCUCAGGCUGCCUGGUUUCCUGUACAGUGAGGUGCCUGAGCUGGCAUCCACUGUGCCAUAUUUCAGCUUGGAGGAAGAUGAGAGCUGCGAGGAAGGCAUCCAUCUCAUAGUCUGUGUCCACGGCUUGGACGGUAACAGUGCCGACCUGAGGCUGGUGAAGACUUACCUGGAGCUUGGUUUGCCUGGUGCUCGGAUAGACUUCCUAAUGUCUGAGAGGAACCAGAAUGACACCUUCGCUGACUUUGAGUCAAUGACCGACCGACUGCUGGAUGAAAUAAUCCAGUAUAUUCAGAUAUACAACCUCACUGUGUCCAAGAUAAGCUUUGUGGGUCAUUCCUUGGGGAACCUCAUAGUCCGCUCAGUGCUAAGCAGGCCCAGGUUUAAAUGUUACCUGAGCAGGCUGCACACCUUCCUCUCUCUCUCUGGACCACACCUGGGCACGCUGUACAACAGCUCUGCCCUGGUCAACACAGGCCUUUGGUUCAUGCAGAAGUGGAAAAAGUCUGGGUCACUCCUGCAGCUGACGUGCCGUGAUCACUCUGAUCCUCGCCAAACGUUCCUUUACAAGCUCAGCAAGAAAUCUGGUCUGCAAUUUUUCAAAAAUGUGGUGCUGGUGGGAUCACUGCAGGACCGUUACGUGCCGUACCAUUCUGCUAGAAUUGAAAUGUGCAAAACUGCGUUGAAGGACAAACAAACAGGUCCUGUGUAUGCUGAGAUGAUUGAGAACCUGCUGCUGCCAGUGCUCCAGAGCAAAGACUGUAAUCUAGUGCGAUUUGAUGUCAUUCAUGCCCUGCCCAACACAGCCAACUCCCUCAUCGGUCGGGCUGCCCACAUCGCCGUGCUCGAUUCUGAGAUCUUCCUGGAGAAGUUCUUCCUCGUCGCAGGCCUCAAGUUCUUUCAGUAGAACUGCGGAAGAAUCAAACCACAUGGCUGGACGGGAGGAAUGUGCAGCUAAUACCUCACUGCAUCUAAACCCUCAUUCUGUUAAUGGUAUCUGGAUUAUCCCUUUGUUUAUAAAAACGUAUACUUACUUUCAAAGAACUGAGCAAAAACACAACUUAACAUAUUUCAUGUUUAUAUUGGAAUCACAGCAGAAUUUUAUUUUUCUCCUGCCAUUUUUUUAACCAUAUUUUUUUGUUUAGAAAAUGAGUUCCCUCGUCACGUGCUGUACUGUCAGUGUUAUUUAUGCAUUAUGUUUUUGAUUUUAAGUAUUUUUUCUCCAAGUUAUUCAAUUACUUUUCGAUACUGAACUGGAAAUGUAGCUGCUACAAUAAUGAAACGGCUGUUUUGGUGAGCUGGCCCAUGUCAAGUCUGCACAUACUGUCUCACCAUUGCACCACGUAUUUUCCACGCAAUUUAAGAGACACUGCAUUGAUUUUGCACCACAACUACAUUUUAAAAGCUUUUGUACUGAAAAUGGUCAUUUGUACAAGUUACUUUUUUAUCAACAAAUUUUCUGUCAUUUUUAAAGGAAUAAGACUGCAUUUGAAAAUAGGAUUGUUGCUCGGACUUGGGGUUUGGUCUUAAUAUUUUAUGCUGUUCCUUGUCAUUGCAGCAUUCUGCACAUUUACCCAACCUGGUGUUGGGAGAAUAAAGCUUUGCUACGACAUAACAUUUUAUUACAGAGGUUUUAAGCAAUGAUCAUGAUUCAGAAAAAAGCACAGGUUGGUAAUAUGAACUUGUUUUAUUGAAAGUAUUUGGCUGGUAUCGUGGUGAUUAUACAUGUUUAGAACUGGAAAGUAUUGCUUGGAAUUAAAAAAAAAGAAAAGUUAAUUGGACAGUUGUUUAUACAUCAUCAUACUCUACCAUUAAAUAUGCAUAUUAUUCAGUCUCUUAUUUGAUUUUUCUUCCUAAAGUUAAUAUAGGACUUGAAGAGUUUAGUUUUAUUCGGUACAUAGAUUUUGGUGGUGUCCAUUUCUAAAUUAAAUUUAUUUUUAAACUAAUAUUUUCUCUUUUUUUGCAGUGAAACAAAUGGCCCUGCAGAUGGCAGUGUGCGUGAGAUGUAUUUUUUUUAAAAGACCUAUGUUGACUGUUUGUGUAAUGGUUAGUAUCUUUUGAAGUAUUUACACGUUCUACUAUUCCGGUUUAAAGUGCCAUAAUUAUCAAUGAUGCUUUCAAUACCUUGUGUUGGAAUAUUGUUUAGUAUAACUAUAAAACGCUGGCCUGUGCCUGGUCUCAGGAA
Molecule: messenger RNA, 5798 nt
Organism: Scophthalmus maximus (turbot)
Lineage: Eukaryota; Metazoa; Chordata; Actinopteri; Pleuronectiformes; Scophthalmidae
Gene: fam135a
Product: family with sequence similarity 135 member A
Exons: 21
Coding region: 324-4520 (1398 amino acids)
Source: RefSeq, a predicted model, not a curated record